CAAAGAGUCUUGCAUGCUCAUGUCCCGCAGAAUCAGAGACGCGACAGAAGCCGAUAAGAAGCGUGGUUUUAUCAACUCUCCUUUUGAAAGUAGCCGUGGGAUAAAAAAAGCAUUUUAUCACAUCAGUUUUUCUCUUACGUUGGACGCGUAUUUGGAUAUAUCCCGCGUGAUAGAACGCGGUAUUGUCAGUUGUCCCAACCGAAAUCGUGGAGUUUAUUCACUCGGAUCAGCCCGUUUCCUGCGACUAGACAGUCUCCAUCUGUCCCAUCUGCACGACAGGACGGUGGACAUCACUGGACUUUUACGGAUAGAAACUGGACGACACGCCGUGAUUUGAAUGCCUUUGCAGGGGCUUGGCUGGCUUGUGUGCUGCAGACAAGGCUUCAGUUUGCUGGCUCGGGAUCAUGGGGAGAAAGAGGAGGAAGAGUCUUUUGAGUUACGCAAUCCGGACGAGCACACACACACGGGACGGGGGCAACUAGAGGUCACUCUGUCUCAGCCCACUUGCACAGCCAACGGCACACCCUGUCUGUCAGGAGUUCCUGAGGAGAAGAGAAGUCUCAUCACACAGAAGAGCAAGAUGACAAUGGAUGAAGACCCUGAGGUGCUUGUGAAGGGCUGGCUCCUGCGGGAGGUGCAGGGAGGUUGGCUCCGGCAGAGGAGGUUCUGGUUUGUGUUGACAACAGACUCUCUUGACUACUACAGCGGCCCGGAGAGUGAUGCUCGCAGACUGGGCACGCUAGUACUCACAUCCCUCUGUUCAGUGCUGUGGCCGGAUAAACACACCUACAAACAGACAGGUUACUGGAGUCUGACAGUGUAUGGCCGCAAACAUUGCUACAGACUCUUCACAAAGCACUACAAUGAGGCGGUGCACUGGGCGUGUGCUGUACAGAAAGUCAUAGACAGCAAAGCGCCAGUUGAGACGCCAACACUGCUCCUCAUACGAGACAUUGAGGAGAAUAAAUUCAAUCCAGAGGUUGUGGAGCACAUCUAUGAGCAUAAUCCCAUCCUGAGGUACACGCAGAGCCCCCUCUACGCCCCACUGUUGCCUUUCCCCUAUGGCAGCCUCCACCACACACAUAUGGCAAGUAAAGGCUACACAUCCAUCCGUGAAGAGGCGGUGAGGCUUUUUAACUGCCUCCAGCAGUUAGAGUCGGCCCGUGAGCCCAUUCCUCUCAUACAGGGGAUCCUCCAGACCUGCCUCGACCUCCGGCCACUCCGAGAUGAACUCUACUGCCAGCUUAUCAAACAGACCAGCGUUACCAACUUACGUGUCCAGACGCAGACACAGACACAGCUGAAUCCACAGCUCAGAUACUGGCAGCUGCUCACCUGCAUGAGCUGCACCUUCCUGCCCAGCUGCAGCAUACUCCGAUACCUGCGCUUUCACCUGAAGAGGGUUCAGAGUUUGAGUGUGGACUCGGAGGUGGAGAGCUACGCGUCCUUCAUAGCCCAGGCUCUGGAGAAGACGCGCGGCCGUGAGUGUGUGCCCUCAUGGGAGGAGAUCCAGGGGCUGAUGGGAAGGCAGGAGAUACUGUGUACUGUGCACUACCCUGGACCGGGCUGCUGCCAGAUACCGAUCACCUCACACACCACGGCUAAUGAGGUCGUGAGGAAGAUGGCGGAACGCCUCGGGCUGCAGGACAGCCGAAACACAUUUGCUCUUUUUGAGCAGAACUCGUGCUGGGAAAAAGCUAUCGGAGGCAGCACCAUAAUCGCAGAUGUCAUCACCAGAUUUGAAAAUUUGUCAGCUAAAGAUCCAGACACUGACAGCCAGUGCCGACUCUGCUUUAAACUGUAUUGUCUCCUGGACACCGACAACAUCAGUACAGACAGCAUUGAGUACCUCUUCCUGUAUGAGCAGUGUCAUGAGAUGGUGGUGCGGGGGCAGCUGCCAGCCUGUGAGGACGACCUUCUUUCCCUGGCAGCGUUGAGACUGCAGUGUCUACUGGGAGAUUUCAGUGCCCUCUCACCAUACCCACCCUUGGAGCAGCUCUUUCCAGCUGAAGUGGUGGAGGCCCGGGCCCUACUGGCCCCUGUUGAUCCCCCUGGCUGUCCUUCAUUCCCCGGGGGUCUGCUGGCUGGGACGCUGUGGGGACACAAGCGGCGUCAGGAACAGGACCAAAGACUGCGGGCCAGACUAAGGGAAGAGGGAGCCGUGGUGAUGUCGGCCAUUUUGGAGCGCUGGAAAGCCCUGGCAGGAUACAGUCGCAGAGACAGCAUGGCCGCCUAUCUCACCAUCGCCCGGCAGUGGUCGGGGUUUGGCUGCACGCUCUAUGAAGUGGACUUUUACAUAAGCUCGACAGGAAGCUUCUCUCAGAAGUUGUGGCUGGGCGUGGCGGCUUCCUGUGUGUCUCUGUAUCGUCAGGGUGAGGCUGAAGCGUUGGAGUCUCUGCCGAUUGGUCAGAUCUGUUCCUAUGGCGUCUCUGAUAGCAACACAUUCAGGAUCACUGCAGGAGACAGAGAUCUGCUCUUCGAGACCUCCAAGCUGACUGAGAUCAUGCAGCUGAUGAAUGCUUACUUCAGUGCCACCCGUCGCCAGCUAGGCAAGGAUGACUGCAUCUCCAUGGAGACAAACCCUAAGCUCCACCCCUCCCUACUUGAGCUCCCCUCUCACCCGGUGUGAAGAGAGAAGGACUCGCUCGCACACACACACACAUACACACACACACACAGACUCUGACUGAUGCACACGUGCAUAUGCAGUCCUGACCGAAUGCUUCCCUGUGAGGAGCUUUUGCAAAGAGUACAAACUCAGAUGAGACUGAAAGGAGCAGAUGCUGUGGAAAUAGAGGAGGAGUGGAAGGUGUCCAGGGAGCCACAAACAGGAGAGCAGGUUCAGGAACUCACUUGCUACACCGCCAGCCAAAUUCAGAAAGGACACGGGGCCCUCAACCAGCCCCUGCCACCUGGGAGCCCGCCAAAUAUCACAGAGAGCAUAAAAGCCUGACUUCAGAGUGCAAAAAUCGUUUUCUUAAGCAGUAUUUUUGCCUUGUUUUUUUUUAAUAUUUAAACAUCCUUAAAACAACAUUAAUUUAUUUUUACUUGCUUUGAAAAAUGUUUAUACAUUUAAUUUUCCUUAAUUAAAUGUCAAUUCAUUCAUCAAUCAUCAGUUGAAUUCAUCAAGUAUUAAGACUAACUUUUCAGGAAGUUUCUUUUUCUUAUUUUUGCAUAAAUUUACCUUGUUUAAAGGAUGUUUCUGUUUUGUUUUUAUUAGAAAACAUGACAAAAAUAUUUUUUGAAUUUUUUGCAGUGAUGUCUUAGUAUUUCACUAAAGGAAGACAACACAAACACAUAAAAACUCACUCAGCUUUAAACUUUCCUUUCCAGACUCCUGCCUGGAUCGCCAUUAAACUCAUUCAUCGAACCGUACCUGACCUUGAAAUGAAAGCAGGUGCAAGUCACUUUCACGUCGACCUUCAGAACUGUCCAAUACUGAAGCGACGGUGGUGCGUGUGUGCGUGAGAGACAGAUUUGAACAUUUUAAGCUGUAGAAGCCAAAGGAUCUUUAGCUCGUCUGUAUGAUGUGAGUGUAUUUUGUGAAAUGUUUGAGCCCGACCUGGUGCUGCUUGACUGUGCUGUUAGCUUACAGUAACUCUGCACUGUGCGUCCUGUAGCCACAACAGCCUCAGAUCUUUACAUCCGGUUAAAACCAACUAACUUAGACAUAACCGUAUGCAGCCUGGUACCUGUGAAGGUAAAUGACAUUUUCACAUUUUCAAAAAAAAAAGACAAUUUUGGUUCAAACCAAGCUUCCCAGACCUCUCAAACACGUUUUCAAACACUGAAGAUAGACAAAUAAUCAACACUAUUGAUAUGCAACAUUGUCAUCAUGUAUUCUAAAGAUAGUACAUUUCCAUUUAAGGGAUAGUUUACCCAAAAAUGAAAAUUUAGUUAUCAUUUACUAACCCGUUUUUCAUCUUGCUGAACACAAAAGAAGAUAUAUUUCUGGUAUUUUCAUAUUAUGAAAGUAAAUAGGGUCCAAAACAGCAUUACUUUGGACUCCAUUGACUUUUAUUGUAAAUAAAUAAAUAAAUAAAUAUAUAUAUAUAUUCUUCUAUGUUCCACACAAUAAAGAAAGUCAUAAAGGUUUGGAACAACAUGAAAGUACGUAAAUGAUGAGCUUUGAGCGUAAAUUGUAGCCUCUGUCAGUUGUGCUUUUGUUAUGAAGCCUUAUGCCGGCUUUUUUUUUUUUUAUCUGCUGGGAGUUAAUAUUGUCCUUCUUUAAUGUGUGUUACUUUUCUCUAGUUUUAUUUAUGGCUGUCUGUUGUAUACAUUGUGUGGAAGUUACUUUUUAUUGUCCUUUUUACUUUUGUUUUAUAUAUCUUUCAUAAAGACCUGUAUUUGUAUUUUAGUGCUUGCAUUUAAAUAAUUACAAAAGAGCAGAUGACGUCAUAGUUAAAAUAUGUCAUAAUGUUUAUUUACUGUUUUGAUAAUUUAUCAUUUAUUUCCCCCCCGUCGCGAGAGGUCUACAUAUGGCAAGUGAUCCGUUUUUGUAUAUCCAGUAGGAUUAUUGACAUUUUGUCAUAACUAAAAAA
Messenger RNA from Sinocyclocheilus anshuiensis, 4541 nucleotides. Its product is annotated as pleckstrin homology domain-containing family H member 3-like. The record is from RefSeq and is a predicted model, not a curated record. Bases 338 to 2629 code for a protein of 763 amino acids. Gene Ontology annotation, cellular component: cytoskeleton. Gene Ontology annotation, biological process: signal transduction. Lineage: Eukaryota; Metazoa; Chordata; Actinopteri; Cypriniformes; Cyprinidae. The transcript is spliced from 13 exons.